AUGCCAAGACUGCACAAAGCUUUCACACCACCCCACCGAAAAUAUACAAGACCCCUUCAACGUCUCCAGAUUUCUCCAAGAAGUCGCGGCGAAGCGAAGCCCAUGGCAAUGCCCAGCUUAGGGCUGACUGGCCCAUGCGAGGUUGUUAAAGCCCUAGUCCCAGGCAGACCGGUACGAGAUGUCAGACUGAUAUGGUGUGAAGAGGAUGGGAAACUUCUCGGGGCAUUGACCACGCUCGGGCAGUCGACCAGUCCAGUUUCCAUGCUUACAAUCCAAUCUGUGGACCUACUGGAUGAAAAGGCCAUCGUUUUCACUGGACAUGACCUUCCGUGCCUUGAAUACCUCAGCAUCGUUUCCCCUUAUUUCCAGCUUCCGGACGACGACGUUGUGAUGGUCCUCCAACGGAGCCUUGAAGGACUUCCGUGCCUGAAAGAGCUCAAGAUAAUGGUCCCGUAUUUGCCAAACGAGAAAUGGCGAUCUUUCAUAUCAACUUGUGAGACGCCGAUCGUGGUUCUUGGAUGGAAAGUAGAGAUACGCAGGGACAUAGAUGGGUGGGUGUCUUACGCGAGUGAUGACGAGCACUAG
Molecule: messenger RNA, 585 nt
Organism: Cantharellus anzutake
Lineage: Eukaryota; Fungi; Basidiomycota; Agaricomycetes; Cantharellales; Hydnaceae
Exons: 1
Coding region: 1-585 (194 amino acids)
Source: RefSeq, a predicted model, not a curated record